CGAUAGCAACGCACCUCCACUGAAUUAAUUCACAAACUAAGAGAAGCACAGUCAGGUUUAUUAUUAUAUAAAUAAAAGCGCCACCGUUUUUUUAAAAUGCUAGCAUAACAUUAAUAAUUUUUUAAAAAAGAGGACAAAUGGGGAACAUACGCGACGGUUUGGCACUAGUUUGUUGCUGUAACCGCAGCGUUCCAACGGUUAUAUAGCCGGGUAGCGAAAUCGCGCUGCCAGCCAAGCGAGUGUUCGUAUUAAAAUUCCAAUUCCCGUGUUUGACAUUUUUAUAUUAGCCGCCAUCACCAGUCGCCGUAAUGACUCUUUUACCCUAAAAUAUCAACCGACAUGUCCUGAAUUUACAAACGGCCGCAAUACCGCACAGAAAAGCUCGCCACCAAAGCAGUUUUAUUAGCCCUUUAGUGGCAGUUAAGAAGAUAUUACCCCCUGUGUCUGCCUUGUGUUUGCCAGUUAGGUAAAUACAGCCGGUAGAUUCAACACUAUAUGUCGUUUAGAGGAUUUUUGAGACACUAAACUAUCGCCAGACCUCAUUCAGUCGCGGAUAUAAAUGGGAGCGUUUCUUUGUGGCCCGCCUAAAAACACUUUUAUUUUAUUGUAAGGCUAAUGCAGCGUUAAAUAAGCUGCGGCCAUGGAGGCAAGUUUGUAACGAAAGUGCCGUUGGAGGUGGGCAAGCCUAGCGGUGUAUUGUGGGAGAGACAAGCAGCUACAGACCAGAGGCACACAAUAUGUGUUGGCUCUCGCCGAAAAGGAGGCAGUAUUCUUUAAGCUAAAUCAUGUAAUGUAAGCGGCGAAAGGAAAGCGAUUUCGUCUUUUCAUCAAUUAAAAAGAAAACAACACUCGAUCGGACGAACCAUGUCCAAGCCAGGGGAGAGGAACAGAUUGAACGAAGACCAUGGCAGAAAGCAGAGUUCAAGUUUGGCGAACGGCAUGGACAGUCAUCCCGUCUGCGGCUCGGCGGAGAAGCGGAGUCACCACUGGAGAAGUUACAAGUUGAUAAUCGACCCGGCGCUAAAGAAGGGAUCUCACAAGCUGUAUCGCUACGAUGGACAGACUUUCAGCAUGCCCAACCCCGGGAUACCACCGGUGGACAUCGUCAGAGACCCCAGGAUCGGUCGUCUGUGGACUAAGUACAAAGAGACGGACCUGCCGGUGCCAAAAUUUAAGAUCGAUGAGUGUUACAUCGGCCCCGUGCCUCCAAAGGAGGUGACUUUCGCCAGGCUCAACGACAACAUCAAGGAAACAUUUCUUACCGAGAUGUGCAAAAAAUUCGGAGAAAUCGAGGAGGUCGAGAUCCUGUACAAUCCGAAGAACAAGAAGCACCUGGGAAUAGCCAAAGUUGUUUUCGAGAGUGUGAAAGCCGCCAAAGUGGCCGUGCAGUCGCUUCACAACACGUCUGUUAUGGGAAACAUCAUCCACGUGGAGCUGGACCCGAAAGGUGAGAAUCGCCUGAGGUACUUCCAGCUCCUGAUGAAUGGCAGCUACACUCCACGGACGCUGCCUGUUGGUGGAGAGGAGGCCAGAGAAGUUUCCCCUCGAAGCCUGGCAGAAGCCUUACUGGCUUGCGAGCCCAUCCGCAGGUUAUCAGAGAGCGGCGUGUCUGCUGGGGGAGGAACAUUGCCACCCAGCAGUUCCUCCACCCCCCUGACCUUGGAGACCGGCUACUCCAGCCUAAGACAGGAUACGCCACAAUCCCAGGGAACCCCUCAUACCCCUCGCCAGGCUGGUACGCCCUUCUCUCAGGACUCUAGUUAUUCCAGUCGGCAGUCCACGCCUGCCUACCAAUCCAGCCGUCCUGAGAGCUCCGGAGGUUACAAAUCUCGCCGACACGAGAGUAAAUUUCAGGAUGCGUACAACCGGAGACCGGAGAGGCCUCAGUAUCGCAGCAACAUGUAUCGAAGUACGCCUGAGCAGCCUCCUUUCAAACAGCACCAGCUCACACCACCUGAACCUCCACCUUCCACCACUUCUUUCAACUACACAGCGCCUCCCCCCGCUACACCGAACUUCAAGUCUGCUUUCUCACCCUACCAGCCCCCUUUGCCCCCUGCGUUCCCUCCAGCAGAACCAGCUUUCCAUCACCCAGCCCAAAGGGAGGGUGAAUACCUCCGACCGCCAGAGCCGCCUCUGACGGCUGCUGUUGACUUUUUGCCCGCCAAGGAGCGACCACAGACUCCUCCGAUCCCAGAGCCUCCACCACCAGAGCCCGCUCCUCAUCCAACCACCCCUCCUCCUCAAACACCAGAGCACUGCCCUUCACCCGGUUCCCCCAUUCUGGAUCCAGAGCGGAACAGCCUGGAUUCUCGCAUUGAGAUGCUGCUCAAGGAGAAAAGGACAAAACUGCUGCCGUUCCUGGACGAGCGGGACUCGGACAACGAGGUGCGAAUGGAGGGAAGUCCGAUUUCCUCCUCGUCCUCGCAGCUAUCCCCAAUCCCCCCUUACACAGGCGGCUCUCAAGGUGGUCAGCAAAAUUCCCGUCCCUCCAGCACAGGUUUGGAGGACAUCAGCCCCACGCCACUGCCGGACUCGGAAGAUGAAGAGCCAAUUCCCGGGACUGCCUCACUGAUCAAGAGAAUCAGCUCUCCUGUCCACGAGAAAGAGAAAGAAGGAUCUUUGGGAGGCCACUCUCCCGCUGAAAAAAUGGACACGGGUCAACAGUCAUCGGGAGAGGAUAUGGAAAUCUCAGACGAUGAGAUGCCCGGGACUCCGAUCACAAGCGGAGAGUGUGGCAAAGGCAUCGUCGUGAACUCUGCCGUGUCCCCGAUGCAGACCAUGGCCAUGCAUCCUUCCAGCUACCACCCCCUGUCCCACCAAGCCGGCUUUGCCAUCCCGCAUCACCCCCUGGCCCCUCACCUGGCCGCCCAUACCGGAGUGCCUCACCCCAUGCUGCCGCCCAUGGGUCCCUACCCUCCAAUGCCGGUGGUGCCUAUGGAUCUGAUGAGCUGCUUCCGGUGGGAGCAGUGGAGCACGAUUCCGAUGUCCUUCCAGAUGCAGCAGCAGAUGCUGAGUCGCAUGGCUCAGACCAGAGGGCCCUAUCCCUAUCCACAUUUUAUGGACAAUGGCGCUUCCGGACCUUUCGGGGGACCCUAUGCACCUCUUUCCAUGGGUGCUACACCUGCAGGCAGCACAGGGGCACCUGGACAACAAUGGCAGCAUCCCAGUUUACCAAAGUUCAACCCUACCGUUCCUCCUCCUGGAUAUGAGACUAAAAAAGAAGAUCCCCACAAGGCCACUGUUGAUGGCGUGCUCCUGGUCAUUGUCAAAGAGCUGAAGGCCAUCAUGAAGCGGGACCUGAACCGCAAAAUGGUGGAGGUUGUGGCUUUUAGGGCCUUCGAUGAGUGGUGGGAUAAGAAGGAACGUUCUGCUAAGGCGUCUUUGACUCCAGUAAAAGGCACAGAAGGGAAAGAAGAAGAGAGACCUAAACCCAAAGAGACGAUUGGUUCAAGUCUCCUUGAGAACUGGAACAAGGGUGAGGGGCUGGGCUACGAGGGAAUGGGCCUGGGAAUCGGGUUGCGAGGAGCCAUCCGCUUACCCUCCUUCAAGGUCAAACGGAAGGACCCUCCUGAGGCUGCAGCUGCAGGCGACAACAAACGAGCCCGACCCUCCACGCCUGUGGACGACGAACUGGAGGACGAAGACCGGGAACGAGACCAAGCUGAGCUCCCCUCAGAUGAUUCCAAACUAGAUGGCGACGGCACGUCGGCAAAGAGACGCCACUCUCGACCGCUUGAGCUGGACAGUGAGGGAGAGGAGGAGGUGGACACCUCAGGGAAGGAAGAGUCACUGUCUGACAGGGAGGAAGAGCCUGGUAAAAUGGAGGUUGUGGAGAGGCUGUCGCUGGGCAAAGAGAGUGGUGAUGAGGAGGGCGAAGGUGAAGAUGAGAGAGACUCAUCCAGUGAAAGCUCCUCAUCAGAUUCGUCUGAUGAUGAAGCUGAGAGUUCGUCUUCCUCCAAGGCCAGCUCAGACUCCUCGUCAGAAAGCUCCGACUCCUCUGACUACGAGUUAAGCUCGGAAGAGGAAGACGACGAUGAGGAAGACAGGGAGGCAGCAGAAGAUGCAGUGGUUGACGGCAAAGAUGCCGCGACCUCCUCAUCUUCUUCAUCCUCUACAUCUUCAUCUUCUGAGGAUGAGGAGGAGGGGGAAGAGGCAGAGGCUAAGCCUCCGAGCUCUCCUGCAGUACCGCUCCCAGAGGUCAAGGAGGAGCACAUACGCAGACCUCCCAGUCCUGAGGAGCCGUCAGCAGAGGACCUGAAGCCACCAUCACCUCAACACAUCCCUGUCAAAGAGCGAGACAUCAGUGACAGCCACAUUCCUGCAGUGAAGUCAGAACAUCAGGAGCAUGUAGCAAACCUUCGACCACCCACACCCACAGGCGUCCUGUUUGACAGUGACCAGGAGACAAAAGCAAAAGGUAAAGCAGAGCCUGAAGAUGUAGCCAGCACCCCUGGUCGUUUAGCCUCCUCCCAAUUAGAUUCAAGCACAGGUCUUCCCAAAUCGGCCUCCGCAUCUGUAAUGCACCUCCCUCUCCCUCCUCACCCGGCAAUAGAAGGCCGAUCCCUUCUCCAUCCGCCCCCAGGCCCCCUGCCCGACUUCCCUCAGCGGGCCCGGCUCCCAACAGAUGAGGAUAUCCCCCGCACGCCCGGCAGGGACCUCAUGGAGCGUGCCCGAAGUCUGGGUAAAUCCCAGAGCACCGACACAGUGCCCAACACACCAGGCAGUGAUGCUCCGCUCACGGGCAGCAGUCUGUUGCUUAGCUCCCCUCACAUCCCUGGUAGUCCUUUCUCCUACCCUGCUCAGUCCCCUGUCCUUAGCGCUGGAGUGCCCCGUACUCCAGGAAGAGACUUAACAUUCGCCCCCGUCUUCCCUGACCCUGCAGCAAUUAAUAGGAAAGUGUCCUUGGAGAGCUUGGAUGAUAGACCAGUUUUUAAGGAGCCGCACAUCAGCGCUGUGCCAGGCCAGGUCCUGGCAGCUGGCACAGAGCACUCAGUCAGCAUCCCUGAAGAUCUACCUACUGGUCUCUCUCUAGAUGUCCCUGUGCCGUCCGAUGUCACGCCGUUGAAGAAGAAACCUGGACGACCCAAAAGCAAAAAGCUGCCAGCGGCCUCUGCGGCUGAUGAGUCUUUGGAGCUCUCAUCCGAGUCCAUCCAUCUGCCUGAUGAAGCACAUCUCGGAGCUCUCUCUGUACAGACGAUCUCUGCACGGUCCCCCAAACACUCAAGCCUGGACUUCCGGGAAGGAGAGGUGGAGCCUCAGACCGUGUUACCUGAUGAAGACAACUUCCUGACCUACAAAGACGAGGCACCCACAGUGGUCUCAAAGCCGGCACGAAGGACACGGCGGCCCUGGGAUGAGAUCCUGCUGGGAAGCCUGUCUCCUGUCACCACGCCUCCGCGGCCAUACUUCACCCGACGCUCUGAUUUUGAGGAGAUGACCAUCCUGUAUGACAUCUGGAAUGAAGGCAUAGACGAGGAGGACAUACGGCUUCUGCAGAUCACCUACGACAAGAUGCUCCAGCAGGACAACGGUAACGACUGGCUCAACGACACGCUCUGGGUCAACCAUCCUCCUACUAACAUCCCUGGAGUGAAGAAAAAGAGGCGAGAUGAUGGCAUGAGGGAUCACGCUACGGGCUGCGCGCGAAGCGAGGGAUACUACAAGAUCGACAAGAAGGACAAGAUCAAGUACCUUCAGAGCACGCGGCUGCAGUCGGAGGAGCCGCCGGUUGACACACAGGGCAUGAGUAUUCCUGCGCAGGUCCACGCCUCAACCAGAGCUGGCUCGGAGCGGCGUUCGGAGCAGCGGCGCUUGCUGUCCUCUUUUGCGUGUGAUAGCGACCUGCUCAAGUUCAACCAGCUGAAGUUCCGUAAGAAGAAGAUCAGAUUCUGCAAGUCGCACAUCCACGAUUGGGGUCUGUUCGCUAUGGAGCCCAUCGCUGCUGAUGAAAUGGUGAUCGAAUAUGUGGGACAGAACAUCAGACAGGUGAUCGCGGACAUGAGGGAGAAACGCUACGAAGAAGAGGGCAUCGGCAGCAGCUACAUGUUCCGUGUCGACCACGACACCAUCAUAGACGCCACCAAGUGUGGCAACUUUGCUCGUUUCAUCAACCACAGCUGCAAUCCUAACUGUUAUGCGAAGGUCAUCACUGUGGAGUCUCAAAAGAAGAUUGUGAUUUACUCCAGGCAGCCAAUCAACGUCAACGAGGAGAUCACGUACGACUACAAGUUCCCCAUCGAGGAUGAGAAGAUCCCCUGUUUGUGUGGGGCAGAGAACUGUCGGGGAACGCUGAAUUAACGUCAGAAAAAAUGGUCUCCCCCAGCUUCUCUCUAAGCUCACCCCAAACUCGGCGCAGACUCUGGGUUUGAAAUCUCGGAUCAGGAGGAACGGAAGAAGGAAGGCUUCGUUUGGGAGCGAGGAGAAGAAAACCGGCAAGUCACCCGGACAGAGUUCAGCUACCUGUCCGGCCCUCUUCACAUAAUUAACUCUAGAUUGUUUACGAAUUAUGGUGCUCUUAACAUACAAAUUAAAAAAACAAAAAAAAAAGAAGAAGAAGAAGAAAACUUCUAGUUUUUUAUGUGCAAACACUUGACUUGCGGGUGCAGCGUUUCCUCCCUCCUCUCAACAUCGGACAGUAUUUCAGCGUGGCUGCUUCCACACCUGGCUCGUACAAGUUUUACACUUUUUUUUCUUCUUCCUUUUUUCUCAUUUGUCUCAUAAGCUUUACCCACACCACACGUGGUACAUAGAAACAACACAGACUCACAUGUUCAGCUGCUCACUAACACUGUUAAGACGCACAAGCCCACCAGGUAAACUCCACCCUCUUCCCCACUUGUGGGAGGAGAGGUGGAUCGCAGACAGUGCCGUUUCCACGCGGGCGGUUUUCCUGGAGGUGAAUCAAACUAAUGAAACAAAAGGAAAAAAAAAUUAUCAAGCUCCACAAAUGGUUAAUCAAACCUACCAUUGCAAAAUCUGGAAUAUCCAACCAUCUCCUGCUCUCACCAGCCAGUGACGGAUCAUGCUGCUUCCUCUUAGUUUAUGCAAAAAAAGCUAAUUAAGAUGUUCAAACUUUGUAUUGAUGAUAUUCCAGUGUUUUGUUUCGUUUAGGUUCUCUUCUUACUUCAAAGACACUAUGUUUGUGUGUGAAUGUGUUCGUUAUCGUGUCCUGAUAGAGCGCGAGACUGUGAGUGCACUGCCCCCCCCCCUCUUCCGUGGGCCGCAGCGUGGAAAAAGCCAACCAAUCAUGCAGAGCAAGAAAGACGAAAGCUUAAUCAAGUCCUGUCUACUUCCAGAGCAAGUGAAGGUACAAGUUUUCAGCUUUGGAGAGAGUAGUUAGUUCUCAUGUUAAGUGCCAUAUGAAUGCGUUACUGUCUUUUUUUAACCCGAGGAAUCCAGAGAUGCGUUAACAUGCAUGUGCACAGAAAUGCUUCCUGUUUUGGCUGAUGGAGGAUGGACAGUGUUUUGGCUUUUUUUUUUUUCUUUUUCCUUUUUCUAUCUGGGUUGACUGUCUCGUGUUUGUGUGCUCACAGAUUUCUCUUCUCGUUAUACUACCAGUGUUCAAUGUUCCCCGCGAGGCAGAAGAGAGCCCAUUCUUUCUUUAUAAACUCAUCGCAAUGAAAAAAACAAACUUGUGAAUGCACUCGGGGCUCGCACUUAUGCUUCCGCCCCCUUUUUCACCCACUCAGUCCUCCCGCUAAGACCAAGUCGAACAUUUUGCUUUUCAUUCAGUUAAAUUGAAAAUGGAGAUUUUUUUUUCCCACCAGUGAUGUUCAUAUUGUAAAUGAUGACUUGUACAGAAGAUCUAAUGCUUUUUUUAUAUACAUCUUCACAACUUUUAAGAUGCAUCUUUCUCUCUCUCUCUUUGUUUUUCACAAAAGACUGAGUAUUUAAAAAAAAACAAACAACGUAUUUUCAGGGAUCUGUAAAAGAAAUCUGAUGGUUUAAAAGGUUGUUUAUUUAAAGAAAAACAAAAAAAGGUCCACUGUGUACAGGACGAGUCUCCACCUCCCUUUGGAAAGAUUGUUUCUUGUAGAAACGUCUUCAUUUUUUUGCCCAUUUGCUUUGUAAUCCUAAUAUGUGUAAAUAGUGUAACUGUGAAUACUAUAUAAAUAUAAAUAUAUAUAUAUAAAUAUAUAUAUAUUUUUGUUCCCUGGGAUUUGCUACAUAAACACGGCUCGGACAUCUAUCAGAAUUGGAUGAGCUGGUAGCAGGAAAUUCAGCUUGUGUCAAGCUUUGGUUUUUUUUGGUUUUGUUUUUUAUUUUCUGUUGUAAAUUCUAUGAAAAGUUUGCGGUGUGGAGAAAAGAAAGGUGCAGAAUCGGCAUGAGAAGAGGACUGAUGUGUCAGCCUGUUUCUCCUGUCUAUUUAUUAUACAACAAAUGUAUGAAAAAAGAAAAAAAUGGAAAUAAAGCAUUUUUGCAUACAUCCAUAAA
This is a messenger RNA of Oreochromis aureus, 8436 nucleotides long. It is a transcript of the gene setd1ba, whose product is annotated as SET domain containing 1B, histone lysine methyltransferase a. Bases 865 to 6300 code for a protein of 1811 amino acids. The transcript has 18 exons. Lineage: Eukaryota; Metazoa; Chordata; Actinopteri; Cichliformes; Cichlidae. Gene Ontology annotation, molecular function: RNA binding; histone H3K4 methyltransferase activity; protein binding. Gene Ontology annotation, cellular component: Set1C/COMPASS complex. The record is from RefSeq and is a predicted model, not a curated record.